Messenger RNA from Salpingoeca rosetta, 1183 nucleotides. RefSeq lists its product as uncharacterized. Gene Ontology annotation, cellular component: cytoplasmic exosome (RNase complex); nuclear exosome (RNase complex). Bases 31 to 945 code for a protein of 304 amino acids. Gene Ontology annotation, biological process: U4 snRNA 3'-end processing; exonucleolytic trimming to generate mature 3'-end of 5.8S rRNA from tricistronic rRNA transcript (SSU-rRNA, 5.8S rRNA, LSU-rRNA); nuclear mRNA surveillance. The record is from RefSeq and is a predicted model, not a curated record. Lineage: Eukaryota; Choanoflagellata; Craspedida; Salpingoecidae. The transcript is spliced from 7 exons.
UGCAGUUGUGAAGAUUUGCUGAAGAUAUGAAUGAAUUUUCGGCAAACCUUGGCAAAGCGAUACAAGCAGAUCAGCAACAAGGGCAAGAUGGCAAGCAAAGCAGAACGGCAGUUCAUUGCCAAUGGCAUCGCAGCCAACAUCCGCUGUGAUGGCCGUGAUCUCCUGGAUCGAAGGCCACUCGAGUUGGAGACUGGAAACAUCACAAAUGCAAACGGAUCGUCACGAGUACAGCUGAUGGGCACGGAUGUGCUGGUUGGCGUGAAAGUGGAAGUGGCAACUCCAACAGACGACCGCCCCGACGAGGGCAUGCUCGAGUUCUCCAUCAGUUCUUCAAGUGCAAACGCGACAGUCGCCGCAUUGGAUGCAAGAACAGCAGAUAAGAUGACGCGCUCCCUGGAGUUUCUGGCUGAGCAGCUGCAGAAGACAUCACACGCCCUCGACUUGAAGAAGUUGUGUAUCCUGCCGGGCAAGGCCGUGUGGUGCGUGCGCGUGGACGUGCUGGUGCUGCAGAGCCUGGGCGGAAACGUGGUGGAGUGUGUGUUCCUCGCCAUCAAGGCUGCGCUGCACGACACGACCAUCCCCAACUGCACCCUCAUCAAGGACAGCAACGGUGAAGCCGUGGACUUUGACAUCUCCAGCAACGCUUACGACGUGUCUCCGAUUGAGGGUGUUGCUGAGUUUCCUGUCAUCCUCUGCUUCGGCAUCAUCGGCGCCCGCGUUUUUGCUGAUCCGCUCUUUGAGGAGGAGGAGUGCGCAGACGCGUUUGUGCUGGUAGGCGUGAGUGCGAGCGGGGCGGUGUGUCUGACGCAGCAGGUGUGUGCUGGGCGUGGCGUUGAUCCCACGACCAUCAUCGAGGCAGUGGACACUGCGCGACAGGCUGUCAAGGGCGUGUUGGAGGACACGGGCUGUACACACACCAGCAUCUGCAAUGCCGAUGGGCAGUAGUCGCGGUGAUGUGGGAUUGAAUGGUGGUUAUCGGUGUGCUCGUUGAGAGAGUCAGAGGAUUGGCAACAUGCAUGUUUGCAUGUGUGUCUGUGUCGUAUGUGUGUCUGUGUCUGUCUGUCUGUCUGUCUGUGUAUAUCUUUGUGUGUGUCUGUGUCUGUGUGUGUGUGUGUGUGUGCAUCUGUGUGGUUGCUGAGUGAAGCGAAGUUGUUUGACAAUGAAUAAACGAGAGUCAUUCGUG